AUGAGUGAAAUUAAUUACGCAGACAAGACAAAAACGACAACAAUACAAACGCCUAGGCCCUCGUCACCGCGUAAAUUCUUUGCACGAAUAUACGGGCACCUUGAACAGCCAAAGGCUAAAGCAAAAGAGAGUCAGGGCUCUGAGAGUGAGUCGUCCUCUGACGUGGAAAUUGGCGAGAGUGAGGGUAGACAGAGUGUUCAAGUCUCGCCGGUGUGGCAGCCUCCACAUCCUUUGCCGCUUUGUCCGCGCCCUGUCCUCUUACCACACCAGCAGUUGGCCUUCGGUGCUGGUCUUGCAGCUUUCCUAGCUCGCAGGAGGCGUAAGGAAAGUCGUCCACGACGACAGCGCACUACGUUCUCUGCACAUCAGACGUUGCGCCUUGAGCUGGAGUACGCGCGAGGCGAAUACGUUGCUCGAGCACGAAGGUGUGAACUUGCAUCUGCUCUUUCUUUGAGUGAAACUCAAGUGAAAAUAUGGUUCCAGAAUAGAAGAGCCAAAGAUAAGAGAAUAGAAAAGGCACACUUGGAUCAGCAAUACAGACAACUAGCGGCAGCGACCGGUUUCUUCCCACCGAUGUUCCCGGCCCCAUACGGACCACCGCCAUGCCCCUGUUUGCCUGUGCAUCCUUCACCAAGCCUCGACAAAUAA
Pararge aegeria (speckled wood butterfly) is the source of this 648-nucleotide messenger RNA. It is a transcript of the gene ro, whose product is annotated as homeobox protein rough-like. Gene Ontology annotation, molecular function: DNA binding; DNA-binding transcription factor activity, RNA polymerase II-specific. NCBI's taxonomy places the organism in Eukaryota, Metazoa, Arthropoda, Insecta, Lepidoptera, Nymphalidae. The coding region runs from base 1 to 648 and encodes 215 amino acids. Gene Ontology annotation, biological process: regulation of DNA-templated transcription. The transcript is spliced from 4 exons. The record is from RefSeq and is a predicted model, not a curated record.